AUGUUUUCAGAGCUUUCAGGGCUUUCAGAGCAAGUGGACGAGGUGCUGUUAAAAGUCAUUCUCCGUGAUUUGACAAAAUUUAAAGUAGCUUAUUUAAAAUUUAUCAACAAUUUAAUAAAGGACAAAAAUUGUUACCUUACCUUUACAACUACUGGCAUAAGAAUUACAUAUCAAACUCGUACUAUUUUUGAGGCUUUGUAUAUUGACUCGGUACUCGAGUUUCCCAAUGAUGAAGAUUUCCUAGAAUCUGUUGAAAUUACAAAUAUAAACGAUGAAUUUCCAUUUAUUUUGAAUCUUCAUCGAUUCAUACGUUAUCUAAAUUUAAUGGAUUAUAGAAUACGAAUUACUUAUGAUUCAAUAAAUAAAGCAAUUUGUUUGGAUCAAUUAAAAUUAAAUAUUGUUCUAUAUACGUUUCGCGUUCCUGCAUCAUUAGAAAGUGGUAGAAAUUAUAGAGAACCUCAAUUAUCCGAAUGCAAUGUAAAUUUUGAAUUUCCUCCUUGUUGGAAAAUUACACCCUUUGUUGAAUAUAUGGGAUAUUAUGAUAAAAAAAAAAUAAUGUUGUCAGCAAAUAAUAAAGGUGUAUUUAAGUUGUCUUCACCUGAAGAUGAAAUGUCAAUGGAAUUUAUAAAUUGUACAAAUCAUCAAGUAAAUUCCCAAGAGAAUCCCCACAGCUUUGCAUCUGUUAUUAUGAAUAGACAGCAAUUAUUAACAUUCUUGCAAUCAAGAGGGCCAAAAGAAGAUCCCAAGCUAGAUAACAUUCAUUGUAAAAUUAUCGACGAUGAAGCUAUUAUAUUUGAAGGAGAAAAUGACAAUAUUUAUUUUAAAUAUAUAAUGCCUUUGUUAAAUCCAUAUUGA
Molecule: messenger RNA, 855 nt
Organism: Diversispora eburnea
Lineage: Eukaryota; Fungi; Glomeromycota; Glomeromycetes; Diversisporales; Diversisporaceae
Source: the annotation of a GenBank genome assembly